Molecule: messenger RNA, 5446 nt
Organism: Lacerta agilis (Sand lizard)
Lineage: Eukaryota; Metazoa; Chordata; Lepidosauria; Squamata; Lacertidae
Gene: PPP6R1
Product: protein phosphatase 6 regulatory subunit 1
Exons: 24
Coding region: 132-2762 (876 amino acids)
Cellular component (GO): cytosol; nucleus
Molecular function (GO): protein phosphatase binding; protein phosphatase regulator activity
Source: RefSeq, a predicted model, not a curated record
GGCAAAAAAAAAAAGAAAACAGAAAGAAAAAAGAAAAGAAAGAAAGUGAAGAGCGGCUGAAGCGAGCGAAAGAGGCUCCUCUCCAGCGAGCGAAAAAGGAGCAGGAAGGAGGGGGCUCGAGCCCGCAAGCCAUGUUCUGGAAGUUUGACCUCCACACGACCUCUCAUAUUGACACCCUCUUGGAGCGUGGCAACGUGACCCUUUUUGAACUUCUGGAUGAAGAGGAUGUGCUACAGGAAUGCAAGGUGGUCAACCGCAAGCUGGUGGACUUCCUGGUUCAGCCUGAGCACAUGGAAGCGCUGGUCACCUGCGUGACAGAGGAGCCUCCUGGGGAUGUGGAUGAGAGAGUACGCUACAAGUAUCCAAGUGUGUCGUGUGAGAUCCUGACAUCAGACGUCACCCAGAUAAACGACGCAUUGGGAGAGGACGAGUCUCUCUUGCGGCGCCUCUACGGCUUCCUGCAGACUGGAGGUAUCCUCAACCCGCUGCUGGCUAGCUUCUUCAGCAAGGUCAUGGGGAUUCUUAUCAACCGCAAGACUGAUCAGAUAGUUGCCUUCCUGCGCAAGAAGGACGAUUUUGUCAACCUGCUGCUAUGCCACAUCGGUACCUCGGCCAUCAUGGACCUCCUGUUGCGACUCCUUACCUGUGUGGAGCAGCCACAGCUCAGACAAGAUGUGUUCAAUUGGCUUAAUGAGGAGAAGAUUGUGCAGAGGCUCAUUGGGAUGAUCGACCCUUCAAAAGAUGACAAUCAGCAUUCCAAUGCUUCACAGUCCUUGUGUGACAUUAUCCGGCUGAGCCGUGAGCAGAUGAUCCCAAUCCAGGACAGUCCUGAGCCUGACCAGCUACUGGCUACACUGGAGAAGCAGGAGACGAUUGAGCAGCUGCUAAGCAAUAUGCUGGAUGGAGAACGGAGCGAGUCUGUCAUUGUCAAUGGGAUCCAGGUCUUGCUGACCCUGUUGGAGCCGCGCAGACCCAGGACAGAGCUGGGCGGCAUGGGGGGCUUUUACUGCAACCUGGAGGGGCAGAUGGAGAUGACCGGGCCCAACUGUGAAGUGGCUUCAAGCCAAGCCAGUCUGGGCACUCUGCUUGCCAUCAAACAGCGUCUCAGGGAGCUUCACCAGCUGCUGCUCGACCCACCAAAGAAAGAAUCCCUGCAGACAACGUGGGGGAUCUUGGACCCUCCGUUGGGCAACACGCGCCUGCACGUGGUGAAGCUGCUGGCCAGCUCAUUGGGCACCAACAAUGCAGCACUGCAGGAUGAGAUUAUAGAGCUCGGGGCCCUCGACACAAUGUUGGACCUCUACUUCAAGUACACAUACAACAACUUCUUGCACGCUCAGGUGGAGGCCUGCCUUAGCAAUGUUUUCAGUUCCCAUGCUGGGGAUGAGACCAUUGAGAACCACUCGGAGCCCCUCCCAGAGAACCCUGUCCUCCAUCAUUUGCUGCAGAAGUGUCGCUUAAUCCAAAGAAUCUUGUCUGCCUGGGAAGAAAAUGAGCUAUCACAGUCUGAUGGGGGAAGACGCAAGGGCUACAUGGGGCACCUUACCCGCAUUGCCAAUGCCUUAGCUCAAGCCUCAGAGAAGUGGCCCCACUCCACCCUUAUCAAGCAGCUCUUGAAAGAGCUGCCUGAGGAGGAACAGGAGCAGUGGGAGAAGUUUGUCUCAGGGCCCUUGUCGGAGACUAACAAGAAGAACACUGUGGAUCUUGUUAACAUGCACAAUCUCCACUCGUCAAGUGAUGAUGAUGAGAAUGACCUCAAGGAGUUCAGCUUCCCUCAGGAGGCUGUCCUGCAGCAGGCCUUUGUAGAUUACCAGCUGCAGCAGAUGACUUCAGCGUUCAUUGACCACUUUGGCUUUAACGAUGAGGAAUUUGGCGAGCAAGAAGAGAACGUCAAUGCUCACUUCCGACAGCUGAAAAGCGCUCCCUUUGACAAGACGGCCAACAUCACCUUCUCCUUGAAUGCUGACGACGACAGCCCCAAUUCCAACCUCUUCGACAUCUGCUACAAAGAGCGCAUCCAGCAGUUUGACGAUGACGACGAGGCUGACGGUUCUGACGGGGAGGACAUCUGGCAGGAGAAGGAGGCUGCUGUCUCUUCUGGUAUGGCACAGCCUGCCACAGUCAGCAGGAGCCUUGGCAGCACAGAUAGUGAGGACAGUGAAGAUUCGGAAGAGGGAGAAGGAGGCGAGGAGGAAGAUCCCGGUGGGGGAGAUGGAGAUGCCACACAUGUCAGCAACGGUUGCGGUGAACAGACGGAGGUGGAGAGAACAUUAGGAGAUCCUGACUGGGCAGAUAGCCCCUCUGAUCCUUCCUCGGAAUCUAUGGUGUCUUCGCAGCCUGUGACAGCUGACACAGGAGCAGCAGUGUGGGAUCGGCCCAACUCAGAUGCCUCCUGCCCCACCACAGAUAAGAACUGGGCCUCAUUUGCAGAACCCCAUAUACAGCAAGAGAGGCCCCCCAAAGCACUUGUGGACCCUGCUUCCCCUGCAGCCCCCCCUCAGGAAGCGACGCAAAGCAAUGUAUCCGCAGCAGGAGAAACCUCUAGUGUUCAACAGGAACCUCCCACUCCAGACACAGGCCCCCCAGAAGGGGGUGACCCACCAAAUCCCGUCACCAUGACAACAGUAGCCAGCAGCACAGUAGAGCCUCCCCCAACUACCUCUGAUUCCGCCCAGCCGCUCCAGGGGACAACAGAGACUCCGCAACCCCAGCACAGCAGCUCCCAACAGACAGAAGAGCAGCAGCAGCCGGCAACCAGAUAAAGCCUCUCCGUGGGUCUCGUCACUGGGGAAGGCCCACAGCUGCUUGCUCGAACAAGUCCAUUUUGCCAGGGACUGUCCCCAGUCCUUCCGGUGCCUUCACCCCUGUGGGCAGGUGGGGGGGUGGGCAGAAGAGAAAGCAGCAAGGGGCAGCGAAAGAGCCCAGCCUCUCCCCCUAUCCCACCCCGAGCAAUCACUGAAGAAACCAGGACCUGGUACCGACGAGCACCUGCGAGAGAAACGGAUGUGCGUUCCAAGCGCAAAAGCAUCUUCUUCCUCCUCCUGGCCCGUUGGUUGGCACAGCCCAGCAAGAGUGCCUCUCCCCCAGGAAUUCUGCAGGGCAAGGGGGGGAUCUGUCUCUCCUCCUUUGAGCUCUUUCCCCUACGACCCCGCCCUCCCAGUAUGCAUACAUACACACUGCUGCACUGAGCAAAACCUGUCUGUUUUGAUGCAAUUAAAUUUUAUGCUUAUAUCGUACCAGAGGUCUUCUGAUGGGGGGGGGCGGGUAACACUGAAUAGGGCGGGGAGGAAAAACACCACCAAGCAACAAUCUCGCCCCUGUUUUUGAGGGCUCUUCCUCUUCCUGACAGCCACACCUGCAAGCACAAGUCUGCCACAUCUCCUCUCUCCCCAGCCCCCUGUCUCCAAAUUUGCCCACAGGGUGGCAGGUCAGAUUAGCAUGGCAGAAUUAUCUCACAGGGCAAAGAAGGAUUGGGAAGUUGCCUAAAGCGGCUUCUCUGAAGACCACUGCCUCAAGUAGGUUUAGGAAGGGCUGUGAGGGGGGUGUGGUCGUGUGAGAGCGGCUGCGUUUGUCCUUUGCACGCUGGGAUGAAAUCCUGAUAUUUCUGCCCUCGUGACGCUUGUUUGAAGCUAAUAUCCAAGAGGAAGCAAUGGGUGGCCAAGGAGAGGGAGGCAGAGCCAGCUUUCCUUGUCUCCUGGCUGAAAAUAGUUGCUUCUGUUCCCCACCUGCCUCCCCAAACAUCACCAUCAGUUUGGGGUUCUUCAACCAGUGUACUCAGUAAAAAGGAUUUUUAGGAGAGAUGUUUGCGUACAACCAUGUGAAAUCUGGAUUGACCCUAAAGUUUCCAUCAUUUUGAUUCUCCUGCUGUCAACAUACGUCCACCAGCUCACUGAGAUUUAAGCUGGACCUCCUCCCAGUGGAUUUUGCCUUCCCCAUCACUUUCCUUCCAGCAUUGGUUUGUUUCCUUAUCACUGUUAAAGAGCUCCACAGGAAGUCCACAGUCUCUCCUGCAGAUCCAAGCAGCAGCAUGGUGGGGAGGGGAAGCGCGAUACCCUGUCAUAGCAUCUUCCCUCCCAUGGCAGUGGUUCUUGAAAAAAGACAUCGGGGGGGGGGGGGAAUGAUACCCAUGCCAGCAGCAUGUGUUCUAUAGUUGGUAUUUGGAAAUGAUCCUUAGCCCUAAGCAGCCCCAUUGUGAUUUCAGAAACCCCACCAGUCUCCAACAGGGAGUUUGUCCGUGAAUAUUGACUUGUCCUUCAGCUUCAUUGUGGCUAAUCGACAGACACCAACCGCACAUUAACAGAUAAAAGUUGACGGCUGCAUUUUGGCCCACGUCCUCGCUGCUCCUAACUGCAGCAACCACUGGAUCCAAAUAUUGCAAUCUUUUCCCUCGGGAGUCAUCAGAAACGUGGAGGGUUUCUUUCUCUGGGGUUAUGUGGUGGGAUUCACCUUGCAGAACUGCAGUAAGUGCAUUGUAGAAAAGUAACUUUAGAUCCCCAGUUUAUUCCCCCUGCAUCCCUGAAUCUGUUUGGGUUGUGUGGGUGGGGUUUUCUGCCCCCCUCCACCUACUUAAAACCAAAUUUUCCUGCCUCUUUGAGAGUUCUGGCUUAGAGUCCUGAACUUCACAACACAAAAGACCAAAAUGACCCUAGUAGAAUAUCCUAGGGACCUAUCUUGCAGCCUCCCCUUCUCCAUAAUCCUUGUUGCAAAGAGAAAUGCCCCCCUGCUUCCCAGUUACACUCCCUUGAAGGCCAAGGAGCUCUUAUUCUUACCCCAACCAGAUCCUGCUCCUCUUCACUUGGGGCUCCUAGAAACAGGAUUUUCCACCAAAGGCCUCAAAAUUACUGCUUUCUCUCUCUCUCUCUUCUGGCCUCCCAUCCAGCUGUUGACGUGCUUUGGACUUUUCUGUAGCUCCUUUUUAUAGUGUUUAAAGGAAAAACAAAAACUCACUGCCUCACCCUUGCCUCUGACUACAGAAUUGGGACAAGAGCAUUGCAAAAAAAAAGUUCAGCCAAGAACACCUUGAGAUUUGGAUGGGUACGUAACACCAGUGCCCCGUGGGGCUCGGUGUUUGUGUGUGGGGGUGGCAAUAAGAUCUAAUAUCAAGGUUUGUAGAGGUCUGAUUCGGGACAUUGAGCGUGGUAGGAAGCGAAGUCACGGUGGAGGGACCUUUCCCUUGCGUAAGCACUAAGCACCCUUCACCCCACCUCUUUACUUCCAGGUGGUCAGUAAAUUGUACCCUUUCCCCCAUCUCUCCCUUUCCUCUUUCUCCCACCCCCAUAUAAGUGGCAAUAUUUCUUGAAGCUCUUAAUCCACAAAGGACGGAAGUGGCCUUUCGCGUCGUCUGCGUCAUGCCAUGUUCAUGCCAUGUCAGUAAUUUCUUUUUUUUCUUUUUCCCUGUGUGUGUGUAUGUGUGUGUUCUGUUUGAAUAAAGAGAUUCUAUGGCCGU